Messenger RNA from Camellia sinensis, 471 nucleotides. RefSeq lists its product as uncharacterized. The record is from RefSeq and is a predicted model, not a curated record. Lineage: Eukaryota; Viridiplantae; Streptophyta; Magnoliopsida; Ericales; Theaceae.
AUGAAACCGCCACAGUUUCAUGGAGGACUGGAUCCGUUGAAGGUAGAGGCAUGGGUCCUUGGAAUAGAAAAAUUGUUUGACGUGUUUCCUUGUCUAGAAACACAGAAGGUAUUGCUAGCGACCUUUACACUGGAAGACGAAGUGAGAAGGUGGUGGAAGUUGAUGCGUGAGAAUCAUAAAGACAUUGACUGGAUACGAUUUUUGGAAAUUUUCUACGAUAAAUACUUUUCACAAUGUGUUUGUAGUAGAAAAGUGUCAGAGUUUAUGGAACUUAAACCAAACAACAUGUCAGUGGCUGAGUAUGAGGCCAAGUUCACUGAAUUGGAUAGAUUUAUACCACACAUGGUCGAUACCAACUAUAAGAAAGCAAGACAUUUUGAAGGAGGCCUUCGAGAUGAUAUCUUAGACAAGGUGAAUGUACUAAAGCUAGAAACCUACAUUGAUGUACUGGAUCGGGCCAUAAUAUCAUAA